CCAUGCAUGGUUUCCGAAUUAAAAAUGGCUUCAAAUUACAACACAUUGUAUGCAGGAUGGCAUUAACGAAUUUUCUCGGUAGCAAGAACUGCUUUCUUUGGUUGAUAACUGAUGUUGAAAAAUGAAUGACGUUACAUCUGCAUUGUAUAGAAAAAUAACUAAGGAGCAACAUGAUGAGCUAUAUAUUUCCUUAUUUUUCUUUCUUUGUUUUUAAGAGGCUUUGAACUUUGCAGUUCAUUCGCCUCUAUGUAUUUCCUGCUGCUCUGUUCUUAUUUUAAAGGGCUUUAAUCCGAAGGUCAUUCGUCCAUGUAUUUACUGUUGGUUUUUCAGAACGCUUAUAGCUCGUUUAUUUCUCGACAUAUCGUAGAGUUCGUCUCCAAAACCUCAGUUCUUUUUCAUUUUUAUUUACUUUGUUUGCGGAAACUACAAAUCUUACAAUUCAUUCGUCUCCGAAACACGGAAACAGUUUAAGGUACGGUAAUGUGCUCAAUAGUGAAAUAUAUGAUAGUGAAUGAGCUGAUGACCACCUAUGCAUCCCCUAUCACAGCCAUCAUUUUGAUUGUACGAUAUGUGCAUACGCCGAAAGAUGCCCGGCGUUGAACAUUUAAUAAGUACAAAGCCUUCGGAAAAAAAUCAAGAAUUAACUAUAAGACAGCGAGAAAAAAUUGAGAAAGUUUGUAAAAAAAACGCAAAAACACAACACCAAAGGUUCUUUUCAGAAUCCUUUCAUUUCUUUUGUUCAUGAAGAGUAAACAGUAAACUAAUCCAUUUUUCAGGUAGAUAGGUAGGUAUUCACGUAGCAGAAGAAAAUAAAACAAUAUAUUUAAAAUAUAUAUUUAGCAAAAGCUGUCCCCUUUGUAUAGUCCUACGUCACUCCGGUUAUGUCCCCGACAUUACCCACCCGUGUUGUGGUACGAACGAUCAUUAUCGUCUCGCCGUGUUUAUUCAGAAUUUAGCCUCGUGGGAGGUAAAUCCAUAAACAUAGUGAAACAUCUUUUAUGAUCGGUUCGUCUCACAGAAUCAUAUCAUAAGAAUAUCAGGCAUAUAGUACAGACGAUCGUUAUAGCCUCGUCAUGUUUAUUUUAGGAUAUGGCCACAUGGGUGACGAAAUCCAUAAGCAUGACGAGGGUUGUUUUAUGAUCGGCAUUCUCGGCAUCCUAGCGAUAAGAUAAAAAACGAAUAGGCAGGAAAACGGAGUAGAUAGAUAAUAAGGAUUUGUGAACUAGCAAGAAAGGAAAAAAUAAACUAUGUGGCAGUCGCUUACAAAACCUAAGACAGUGCAGUUCAUUAUGAUCCGAAACCCCGUAAUAUUUGGUGUCAGAAGUGGAAACAAAAAUUCGUCGCGAUAAGUUUUCAGUGAAGAAAAAAAAAGUGAAAAACGGACAAUAUUGUUAAAAUAGUGUGUUUUAAUUAGAACAAUAAAUUAAGCAACAGUACGUCGGAUCAUCGGUGCCACAAUAAAUAACCCUAGGACUCAUCACGCAAAUUAUCACCGCACUCAAAAAGGUCGUUAAUGAGGUGGAGGCUUGAGCUCAUGGAAUAUGACUAUGAAAUCUGCUAUAAAGCUGGGAAAACAAAUGAAGUAGCUGAUUGUCUAAGCAGGAUUCCAUAUCCUGAGGUUUCCAAAGAAAGCAUGCCAGAAAUGGUAUUGUAUCGGAUAGAUGCAGGGAUACAUAUUUCUAACAACUCAAAAGUAAACAUAUUACAGGAUAUAUCUGCCACUAUUAAUGUAACAACACGAAGUUCGGUAAAGAACAAAUAUUUGGAGUUCGAAAAGCAAUCCAGAGACCUUAACAAAAUUAUUACAGAAGUAACAGAUGUUCCAGAAGAUUUUCUAGUUAUUCAGAUUGAUCAAGUUAAAAAUGCUUUGAAGAAUGUAAAUGUGAAAGAUAUGCUUAUUAAUAACUUUAUCAAUGUCACAGUAGAUAAAAAUUUUCAAAAUCACCCGGAAAAACUUAAGAAAUUUGAAGAUAUCGUAGAAGUAUGUUCGAAACUCAAAAAAUUCAACAUUUGUAUCAAAAUUAAUAAGCAAAAUGUUUUAAACCAUUCGUUGAUAAUAAAUCAGUUGAAAUUCGUUUUUCAAGGUACGCGUUUUGUAUUAGUAUUAAUGAAAGAAACAGAGCAAAACAACUGUUAUGAGAAUAGGCCUGAAUCACAGCCUAAUGAACAUAAACGUAGUGAUAUAACAGAACAGUUAGAAAUCAGCAAAGGGUUUGAAGAUCGUUUAGAUAAUCUAAAUCAAUCACCGUUACAAAAUGAAUUAGACCUUUAUAAUUUACUGCGCGAAAAGAACUACGAGAAUUUCAUCAAAUUCAAAAAUAACUAUGAUAUUAACUCAUUGAGAUCACAAGUAUUUGAUACAUUGGAAUCGAUUGAACAUGCUUCUAAUAAUAUUUUGAAAGUAUAUUUUGAUCGUAAGGAAGAGAUUCAAUGCUUUGAUUCAUGUGAGAAUUUUAAAUUCACUAUUAAAAACUCCAAUAUAUAUAUUUUAAUAAGAAAAUCUUAUCAGUUGUUGAUGAGUGAAAUUUUCAAAAUUCUAAUGGAAAUCCAAUCGUUUUGUUUGAAAAAUCAUUUUAAAAAGUGUGCGAUCGCAAACGUCUCAACGAAUUCAAUUAAUCAUUCUUCUUUACUAUCGAAAUUAAUGGUAAAAUAUAUUUUUGCAAAUUGCCCAAUUAUACAUCAAGGAAUCUUGCAAUGGUUAACAAAGGAUGAAGAAAUACAAAAGGUUCUGAUUAUCAUAAAUCUUUAGUUGGCGCCCAUAUAGGUGUAAACAGAAUGUUAAAAAGAAUUCAAUAUCAAUAUAGAUGGCGGAGCAUGAAGCAAGAUAUUAAGCAAUUUGUCAAAGAUUGUACUGAAUGUGCUCGCAGUAAAAUCAAGAAAAAAACUCGUAUGCCGAUGGCAAUAACUACAACAUCUGAAAGAACUUUUCAGAAAUUAUACAUGGAUGUUGUAGGACCAAUGCCAGUUACAGAACAAGGUAACAAGUAUAUUCUCACAAUGCAGGAUGAUCUGAGCAAAUUCGUAUGUGCUAUUCCAAUCCCAGAUCAAGAAGCGGAAACAAUUGCAAAGGUAUUUAGUGAAAAGUAUAUAUGUGUGUUUGGUACGCCAAAAUCUUUGGUAACUGAUAACGGCUCUAAUUUUAUGGGAAAGUUAUUUAAGAACUUGUGUAAAAUGUUUCGUAUUAAAAAAAUUAAUAUUAGUGCAUAUCAUCCAGAAUCCAAUGGAGCGUUGGAACGCUGCCAUCGUACUUUCAAAUAAUUUUUAAGGGCAGAAAUUGAACAUAAUGUUAAAGAUUAGGAUUUGUUAAUUCCGUUUGGUUGUUUUGCAUAUAAUACAACACCACAUUCAAGUACAAAAUUUACUCCAUAUGAAUUAGUUUUCGGUCAAUUAUGUACAUUCCACAAAAUUUAUACAAGGAACCCGAUAUUUUGUAUAAUUAUGAUGAUUAUAUUUUGAAUUUGAAGCACACACUCCAACAGACUCAAAGCAGUGCUCGAAAAAAUUUGCUAAAGAAUAAAGAGAUUUCAAAAAUUUAUUACGAUAGAAAAUCAAAUCCAAUCGUUUUGAACGUAGGUGACAGUGUAUUUUUGGAAAAUGUUGCUACAGGCAUAGGUCAGAAAUUACAGCCACUUAGGAAAGGUCCUUAUGAAGUUAUAAACAUUAAUUCUGCCGAAACGACAACAAUAUUAAUUAAAGGAAAGGAACAAAGAGUUCAUAGAAAUAGAUUGUUUAAAUUAUGAAGUUAAUCCUGUUUUCUUUUUUUUUACAUUUUAGCAAAUCCUGUAUAUCCAUCUACCAUUUCAGCGAUGACCAUGUUUGGUCUCAUAAUAUUACUACCAAUAGUUUUAGGACUGGAAUAUGUGCUGACGGCUUUGGACAAUUCUGGAUUCGCCAUGGAAAGAAUACCAAAGGUUCUUUACACCAAGCAAGCUGUUGAAAUCGCGACAUAUGUAAAUCUAACGGAGAUCAAGAUAGAUUUGUCCAUCCUGGAUAAAAUUAUCAACGUCUCAGGAGAAGCAUGUCUGAAGCUCAAAGUUUUGAAGCUACAAACGCAUUGCGAAUUUGAAAUGGCAAGUAUACGGCAUCGUCAAGAGGAAAUGAUGGGUUUCGAGUUUUUGUUCAAGGAAAAAGAAAGAAACAAGAGAAGUGUACCUCUGUUAGGUAUACUUGGGAAAGUAGCGAAGACUUUAAUUGGUACUGAAGAAAAUUUCAAACGUGUAAAGAAAAAUGAAGAUAUGUUGGUCAGUACAGUACAAAAACAAACUAUGGUAUUAAAUUCAUUGUUUGAGAUUAUUAAUAAAACAACUAUUCCUAGUAUAGAAAUGUUCGAUAAAUUUCAAGAAAAGUUUAAGGAUUUUUCAACAUAUGUUACGAAUUAUCAUCAUAAUACAGACAACCAAAUUUUAAGAAUGUAUAGCGAAUUAGGUUUUCGAGAAUGUAUCUCAUUAACAAAUUUACUGUGUACAACAAUUCAAGGGAAAAUUAAUCAAAUUACCAAUUUACUUGUUAGCGAACGAGAAAAUCUUCAUCCAUUUUUGAUUCCGUCAGAUGUUUUGAUUGAAAAGUUAAUGAAAGUAUCUGCUGUAUUACCAAAAGGCUCCAGAUUCCCACUUCGUUUAGAUUCCUCUAAUAUUUUUGAAUAUUAUCGCAUGUCAACGGAAUCUAGAUAUAGAUUCAAAGAAUUUCUUAUUUUUGUCGCCCACAUCCCAACGGUACAUGAUACAAUUUUCCAUACAUUUAAAUUGACUGCUAUUCCUGUUCGACUAAUCGAUAAUAAAUUCACAGUUUUCAAAUUUGAAAAAGAAAUUUUAGUAACUGAUAACGAAAUGAAGAAAUACACAAGUCUUCCUAGUAGGACAUUGGAUUUUUGUGAACAUCUGAAUGAUAUUAUAUUGUGUCCGCAUUUAUUUAGUAUGAAUAGUAAGCCAUCCUGUGAAUUAUCACUCUUGAAACAAUCGGGAGAAUCUGAAAAACUAUGUAAAAAAACAGUGUUGCAGCUUGAGGGAUCACUUUUCAUUAAAUUAUAUAUGUUAAAUACUUGGGUGAUUGUAGCUCCGUCUUUGGAGAUAUCACAUUUAAUUUGUAAAGACAAAAAUCAACCAAUGAAACUGGCAAACACUGCCAUGAUAACAAUCAAUGCGGAUUGCAAAUUAAUUACAGAUCAUGUAUAUUUAACCCCAGAGAUAACAGUUAGAUCAAAUGUUGAUGUAAUGCAUCAGUGGAUGCUAAAUUUCACCGAGAUUGAUUUUAAUUUUACGAGAGUGUUGAAUUCUUCAGAUUUUAAAAUACCUGUUGUCAAAAGUACUGUAAUUCAUUCAUACGAAAACAAUAAAUUGGCUAAUAUAGGUAAACAUAUCCAGCAAUUAGAGGAUGAAAAAAUUAUUCUAGAGAAAAUUGAAAGUAGAAACACUGAAUAUCAAAUUAUCAAAAUAGGUUUUGGAGUUAUUUUGCUCGGAAUGAUUUCUUAUAUAUUCGUAAAAAUAUAUUUCAUGUGUUGUAAAGUAACAAAAAAAACCAAGAAAACUUAGAUGAAGCAGAUAAUAAGAAAAAUAUGGAGCUUGUUCCUUUCAGAAAUUCUCCAAUAAUACUGUAAACGAUUAUUUACAAAAUACUAAAUAUAUAUAUAUAUAUAUAUAUAUAUAUAUAUACUUUAAAAAUAAAUAAAUAAAUGAAUGAUGUAAGUAAAUUAAUUGUUUACUCCGAGAGGCGAUCUAUCAAGGACAACCCCAAGGCGAGAGGAAUACGAGGACCAUGGACCAAAGGGGGUGGAAAGACGACGAAGUCUGUUUUGUGCCGUAUGUUAUCAAUUGGCUUUCAUUGUUAUCACCAGCAGUGAAUUCGGAAAUUACUAGUUUCCUGACAACAGUUCAGCAGUUUAUGUUGUUGCUCUUGUUUCCACAACGAUUUGAAGUCGACAAGCAUCUGUCGAAUGUGAUUCGCAUCAGUACGCUAGAAUUUGCUACGCUAACAUCAACCUGAAUUGGUUAUUAACCCCUUGCCGUGCGAUUUGAUUGCCAACAACACGGCCCAAACACGAGAACAUCGAAUCGUUUCCUCUAUUCUGCUGCUAAUUUUUGUUUCGUAUCGAUCAAAGCAGUCCCACGAACAUCAUACGUCUGAAGCUAUGUAUCCAUUUCACAUCGAUACACCACGAGUGAGGGUUGAUGUUGUACGUGAAGUUAAAUGCUGGAUCUGACUCCAAGCCACCAAAGCAUACAAACGCUUCCUUUAUGGUUAAUUCAUCAUCAACAUCAUCAUCAUUACAUAAACCAUUAAGACAUGGAUCAAAUAAUAACAGAAAACUGCUGCAACAAAGAAACUAACAUGCUAUCCAUGCAAACGACGAGCUCAAAUAUAAUAUGCUCGAAUCAUUGAAAAAUGUCCAAUCCAUAUAAGAAAUGGAAACGAACGUUGAUACUUGGACAGAACACAAGAUGCAUGGAAGAUCAGAACCAGGAAGUUCACAGUAGAUGAUUUCUUCGUAAAACAGAGUAAUUAACAACGAUGAUGCAUUUAAGAGGUACGAAUAUACAGAGCUAGACUGGAUCAAUGGAACAACGAUUUGCUGUACAAAUUGAGCGAAUAGCCAGCACAACAACAACAACAACAACAACAACAGCUAUCAAUGCAGUUGACUAUUAUCAUGAAUAACAAGAAGUGCAGAUAACACGAAUAACGAAAAAUUGCGAGAUGCCGAAUCUAUGAUCGAAAACAAGAAAAAAAAUCCAGAUAAAGUCAAGGAGUAAAUGAACGAAUGAAUUUAUUAAUCGUAAGAAAACAGCAAAAGAUAAAAAUAAUAUUGUGCACCACUAUUUUCCAAGCAUACAUUCUCUUUUCCGUAGGGGAUAGUGAUGUUGUGGUACGAACGAUCAUUAUCGUCUCGCCGUGUUUAUUCAGAAUUUAGCCUCGUGGGAGGUAAAUCCAUAAACAUAGUGAAACAUCUUUUAUGAUCGGUUCGUCUCACAGAAUCAUAUAAGAAUAUCAGGCAUAUAGUACAGACGAUCGUUAUAGCCUCGUCAUGUUUAUUUUAGGAUAUGGCCACAUGGGUGACGAAAUCCAGGGUUGUUUUAUGAUCGGCAUUCUCGGCAUCCUAGCGAUAAGAUAAAAAACGAAUAGGCAGGAAAACGGAGUAGAUAGAUAAUAAGGAUUUGUGAACUAGCAAGAAAGGAAAAAAUAAACUAUGUGGCAGUCGCUUAC
Messenger RNA from Toxorhynchites rutilus septentrionalis, 7197 nucleotides. RefSeq lists its product as uncharacterized. The record is from RefSeq and is a predicted model, not a curated record. NCBI's taxonomy places the organism in Eukaryota, Metazoa, Arthropoda, Insecta, Diptera, Culicidae. The coding region runs from base 3807 to 5528 and encodes 573 amino acids. The transcript has 2 exons.